AUGGACAUCUUCGUUGGCGGCACGCCCGCAAACGAGACCAUCACCAGUCUCUUCUCGCGCGACACCUCGUCGGCGGGCGGCCUCUGGGACCUCUCCGACCCGCUGGGACUGGUGAUGGCAAAGCUCCCGGGAGAUCUCUUACUCGCCGGCCUCAUGGCGGCUUACACCAAAAACGGCAUUUUCGCUUCCCUGUUCAUUUUACACAGCGUCUCCGCCGCGCCCAAGCCUUGGUACUACGCGCUCUACGUUCCAGGGUCUGGUUGGGGCGUCUUUUCCACGUGGGACCUCUGCGCAGCGCACGGCGCCGUCGGGGGCUCGAGGGCGCGCCACAAGAAGUACCGCGACAUCCAAGAGGCGCUCGACCACAUCAACGUGCACUACCCAAUCCCGACCUCGACCCAGAUCCUACUCGACUUCUGGUACCCGUUUGAAGGGGAGGCAACGCCAGCCCAUCCCGGCGUCCUUCUCCAACCCGUCGUCCUGAGCCCCGGCACGAUCACCACCUACGCCCAGCCAGGCAACGGCAACGGCGCCGCUGCGUCGUCAUCUGCUGCGUCGUCCUCGACGGCAACCGGCAACGGCGCCACUGCGUCAUCGUCGGCUGCAUCGCCCUCGACCUCGCCCGGCGACGGCGCCAGCAUCGAAGAGCUCGAUCCAUCGACAUCCUCCCCCAUCGACCGGCCGCCGAGGCGCAAGCGCCGCGGCAAAGCGCGGACGACCUUCGGAGGUGCGGGCGAUCCCAAGGGCUCGUCCAAGGUGCUGAAGACACACCACGACGGCACGUCGGACCCUUUGUCCUACGCCGACGCCACCGCUGGCAAGAAGCGUGACAAGAAGCGCGCCGCAUCGACUGCCCUCGACAAGGCGGCGGAGGAGGAAGCCCUUGCUAAGAAGCACAACGCAUCGUCUGCCCUCGACGAGGCGACGACCGACGACGAAGCCCUCGCCGCCGGACAACGCCUCGCCGACGCCGAGCGCGAAGGCACGGGCGACGACCACGAACCCGCCAUCGCCCCGGCGGACGACGGCGCCGACGCCGAUCCGGCAGACGCCGAGCAUGUCGACACCACGACGGAUGAGUCCACCUCGGAGGGCGACGUCGACAUCGACGAGGGGCCCAUCUCCCAGCGCCUCAAGCGCCGCGAUGGAAGCAAGCCCCCGCCGCCUUACAGUGGCCACGACGACGACGAAGAACCGUCCGACGAGGACGUCGGAGGAGAGAGCGAGGAGGGGAACGUGGCGGAGCAGGCGGGGGGAUCGCAAGCCGCCAGCAGCUCCAACACCAACCCACCUCGCCAAACCUUCUCUUGCUCCAUCUGCGCCCGAGACUUCAAGACAGCCAAGUCGCUCUGCACGCACUUCAAGACGCACAACUACACGCCCGUGGACCUCGCCUCCAGUGGGCUCACCAAGUGCGAGUGCUGCGCCCAGAUUUGCUGCCUCAUCCCCAACAAACUUCCGGAUGGCUCUGGUGGCAACGGGACGAGCAUGUUCUUCAACCACCUCUCGUCUCGCAACGACCCGCUGCACAAAGCCCACAAGGAGAAGAUCACGCCGAAGGCCGAGUGCACCGACGCCAUCGCCAAGGCACUGCAGCACGCGGCGCCGGGCACACCGGGCGCCAACCUGACCCACGCUGACAACCGUGGCGUCUCGGCUGCCACUCGCACCCGGCGGCUCGCGUGGGCGCCCGCCGUCCCGGGCGCCGCUGCGUCCUCUGCAGCUGCUGUUGCCGCCCUCCGCAACGCCACCGGCGUCUCGCUCGCUUGGAACUCCCCCUCGGGGGUGGCCGACACGAUCAAUCUCAACACUACGCCCGCCGCAGACUACGAUCUCUCCAUCUGCGACAGCGUCUCGAUCGAGUGCCUCAAGCGUCUCCACCUGCAGAGCCAAGACUUCCCCGACAACAAGGAGUACCGUGCAAAGAUCCGCUCAGUGCUCGAGUUCGGGAUGAAGGCCUUCGGCGGCAACCCCAACGCGCCCGGCACCGAAGACGGCGCCCGAGGUGCCAUCUUCGUCGUCGCGUCGACGAUCCUCGUCACCUGCCGGCCGAGCGGCUCGCCGCGCUACACGACCGACCAGAUGGUCGAGCGCGCCGCAACCAUCGCCCACUCGCCCGACGGCUUCCUGGCCCUCUGGAAAGAGCUGGCGCUCUCCGCCUCCGUCCCGCCCACCCCACUGGAGCAGGGCGACGCUGCCGACUCGCCGGGCCCCUCGCAGCCUUCCAUGGAACAGAUGGUCAAGAGGGCCCACUACUACGCGAACCGGGGCGAGUUCGGCAAGGCGUGGGCGGCCUUCUCGCCCUCCGCGCCCGCCGACGGCCGCGACCCCAAGGUUGUCGCCAACUACCUCGGCAAGACGCCACAAGCGCGGGCCCCGCCUGCCAGUGUCACCGCCGACGAACCGGGCGUCGCGCGGUAUGAACUGAAGAGGAAGUUCUUCAACAAGUUCGCAAAGUCUUUGCCUCGCGCCCGCAAGGGCGGCCCGACCCAAGUCGACUACGAGCUCGUCCGCAUCAUCACCGAGUCGACCGACGGGGCGGACUGCCUCUUCAACUUCUGCACCUCCGUUGGCUGGGGUGUCAUGCACGAGCGUCUCAAGCGGCUUGAGGACGACCUCAACGCCGUCUGCCUCUGGAAGGACGAUGGCGUCAGCUGCCGGCCCCUCGGGCUCUGCAGCAUCUUCACGCGCUCAGCUGAACGGUGCAUCGCGCUCCAGGAGCGCGACUGGGCGGAGCAGUUCUGUACCACACAGCUGCCUGAGGUUGCCAAGGCCAGGGCGGAGGCACUCGAGGACGCCACCGUCACCACCGCCACUGCGGAAGCCGCGUACACUUCGAGGUGCAUCACGCACGGACACGGCUCGGCCGAGGCAACGGCCGCCCUCGCCGACCUCGAGGCGGCCGAGGCUGCGGAGGAGCGCGCCCGUGCGCCAGUCAACUUCCCGAAGAACUAUGCGUUCUCCAAGAACGGCACUCACCUGUACGCCCACACCGUCGCGGGGUGGCACGGCACGAAGCCGGAGAACGCGACCAUCUCGGGCGACAAGGAGAACUUCUACAACACGAUCGCCCAGGCGCUCACGGCCGACAACAAGCCUGACCCCAACGGCUGUGGGCGCGUCAAGCUCCUCGACUGGAUCCGCAAGCGACGCCCUGACCUCCUACCCGUCGCUCGCCUCAUCAUGGGCACGCCCAGCUUCAUCCGCCUUGUCAAGGCCGAGGGGGCCUUGCGGCUGCCUUCCGCCGACGGCGACGACCUGGACCUCUCCGCCGCCGAUUGGGACCCACUCAGCCUCGAGUGCCCCGACUACAACGACCCCAACUACGCCAGUCCAACGUGA
Molecule: messenger RNA, 3342 nt
Organism: Emiliania huxleyi CCMP1516
Lineage: Eukaryota; Haptophyta; Isochrysidales; Noelaerhabdaceae
Exons: 5
Coding region: 1-3342 (1113 amino acids)
Source: RefSeq, a predicted model, not a curated record